This is a messenger RNA of Rotaria sordida, 5141 nucleotides long. Lineage: Eukaryota; Metazoa; Rotifera; Eurotatoria; Philodinida; Philodinidae. The record is from the annotation of a GenBank genome assembly.
CCGCCGGCGGGGCGGGACGGGGCGGGGCGGUGCGGUGUGAAACCGCGACUCGCUCAUCUCUGCCCCAUACCACUCUGUUCCUUUUUUCUAAAAUCCUACUCCAACUUCAAUUUAACUUCAUUUCGAGUCGAAUUUUACAAAACUGAACUUCUGCCAAAACACUCUUAAAUACACAUAAGUUUUUCAACAUAAUUAAAUCUACGAUUGAUAUAAAUUAGUAGCAUAUUAAUUUAUUGCUUUAUAAACUUUCUCAUAAAAUUUAAAGAUAGGCACCUCCAUUCUAUCCUGUUCCUAUUCCAUUUUCACUCUGAUGAGAAAAAGCACCAACUUUUGAGUUGAAAUUGCCCAUCUCUGAUAUCAACCAUUUCAAAAUACUUACUCUUCAGAUGCUCCUGAACAUAUCCAUAACAUUCGAGCUUACAGAAGACUUCUCAGAACAAGUACUACAUAAGGAUUAUAACAUGAUCCUCAUAGAAGAUACUCAUUAUUUUUAGAUUUUCAGAUUUUGACAGAGUAUCUUAUUUAGUCACCAAGAUUCUCUUCGAGAACCCUUAUACAAUGGUUUGAAGAUGGUGUUCAUCAAAAGUUAAAAAUAGCAUUUUAGAACACUUUCUUUUCAAAGCCCAUAAAAUCCAUAGAUCCCAAUGUUUGUCGCUGAAGAGCUCCGUUCGGAUUGACAUCCAUCUUUUCAGCAUUUGCAAAGGUAGAAGCCCUCUCAGAUUACAUAGAUUCGCAUGGAAUCCUCUCAACUUUGUUCAGUUUCGCCUGUAUCCAAGCCUUCUCAGGAUCUUACCCAGAGUACAUCACGGUUGUUCUUCGAGCAGCUUCACAUAACUUACCAAAAGCCUUAUGAAAUUUCACCGGCAUUCUCUAUGCAAAUACUUAGGAGAUUCUUCGGCAGAUCUACAUUUAUCAUACAGAAAAUCAUGUAUCCUUAAGGUUUCCUAAAAAACAUAGGGAUUAGGUUUGAUAUUUUGUUGUUCAACGAUUCGAUAUUCUUCUCACAAGAUGCAGAUAGAAUCUUCUCUGAUGUUCAUAUAAAUGAUCAUUCUUUCAAAAAGAUUUUGAAUUCUUGCAAUUUUAAGAAAAAUCCUCAGAUCUCUAUGUUUUUCUAUCAAAAACUUACAUGGAAUUAGUAUUACUCUUUCUUGGAGAAUCUCCUUACAACAAUCUCCAGGUGUUAUUUUUAGAAUCAAAAAGAUCUUGGCAAAAACUAACAGUGACAUAGAUAUAAGAAUCGUUACCAAAUCCAUUUUUUCUCAUAAGAAACUGGGAAAAAUCUUCUGAAUUUUUAUCUGCGGAACGAGCAUUUUCAAAGACGAAUGUCAUAUUUGUAGCGCUUACUCCCACGAGGAAUGGGAUCUCUUCAACAACGACGAUUUCUUUUUUUUUUCGUUCAUUGUAGUAAUCCCAAAUAUUCCAGUCGAUGCCCGAUGGAAACACAAUGGAGUGACCGUUGCUGGAGGCCAUGGAGGGGGUAGUAACACCAAUCAACUGUACUACCCUCAAGGUCUCUUCGUUGAUGAUGAUCAAACGAUAGUCAUUGCUGACUACGGCAAUCAUCGUAUCAUCCAAUGGAAGAUGGGUGAUACGAAGGGACAAGUAGUAGCUGGUGGCAAUGGCCAAGGAAAUCGAUUGGAUCAAUUGUAUUAUCCAACCGAUGUGUUGAUUCACAAAGAGACGGAUAGUCUCAUUAUUUGUGAUUGGAAGAAUCGACGAGUCGUACGAUGGUUUCGUCGUAGAGGCACAACUCAAGGAGAAAUCCUCAUCAAUAACAUCGAUUGUUUUGGAUUGGCCAUGGAUGAUCAGAGAUAUCUAUACAUCUCUGACUACAAGAAACAUGAAGUAAGACGAUAUCAAAUAGGAGACAAGAAUGGAACUAUUGUGGCUGGUGGCAAUGGCAAAGGUGCUGGUCUCAAUCAACUCAACUUUCCAACCUACAUCUUUGUCGAUCAACAACAGACUGUCUACGUGUCAGACAACGAGAAUCAUCGUGUAAUGAAAUGGAAUAAAGGUGCAAAAGAAGGAAUUGUCGUCGCUGGAGGUCAAGGCGACGGGAAUGCUCUGACACAGUUGUAUCAUCCUAAUGGGCUGUUCGUCGAUACAUUAGGUACCAUCUACGUGGCAGACGCGGUGAAUAGUCGAGUAAUGCGUUGGCCUAAAGGAGCGAAACAGGGCACUGUCAUUGUGGGUGGAAAUGGUGAAGGAAAAGGAAAAAAUCAGUUCAACAGUCCCAUUGGUUUGUCCUUCGAUCGACAUGGCAAUCUCUAUAUCGUCGAUUUCGGGAAUGAUCGUGUUCAACGCUUUUCAAUUGAAUAGCCUCAUCGUGAUAGAUUUUUUUUGCGUUCCUUUCCUUUCAAAUAAAUCACGUUGAAUUGAUGAAAUGAAUGGCUUAUUCUAUUCGCGCGCGCGACCAGGAACCAUCUUGGUGGAGCCAUGGCGAGCGUAACGCUCAUGCACGCGCAGGACAGACCCAUAUCAUUCAUACCCUCCCCGCGAGAGAUAUGUCAAUGAGUCUGAAUAAGCCUGGUCGUGUGCCACGGACACCAAGACGGUCCCUGGCCGGGCUUUUAGGGACUACCCGGAAGUCCUUCAUAAAAGGCGAAACUCUAACCCUCAACUGGCAGAACUCACCCUCGCCUCUCACUAACACUCACUUUUCUGAGUCUCAUCCUCACCCUUCUCAAUCUCAAUGUCACUAUCUAACCUCAUCCCUCUCUCUCACCCCUAUUCUCUUUCUCAAAAGAAAAAAAGAAAUAAUUACUCACGUGUUCGAAUAUUGGACGAUGAUAAAGAAGACGCGAUCAUGUUGAAGACUGAAAAGAAAAAGAAAAAGAAAAAAAAAUUUAAUUAAUGUUAUAUUAUGAGAAAAUAUUAGUUAACUUACUCCCUGUUAUCUUUCCCUAGUUGAUAAUAAUCAGAGAACCUAAAACAAAAGGCAACAAAAUAAAAGAUGAAAAAAAAUUACUUACCAUCUUUAAUUUCUUCAUAUUGAUCUAAAAGAAGAAAAAUUAAAAAAAAAAAUUUUUACUUACUUUCAAUAUUUAAUGGCUAAAAUAGAAAAAAACAAAGCUUAAAAUAGAUCGGAAGAGGACUUACUACCCUCCAUGUGAUCCAAAAGAAAAAAAAAAGAAAAAGAAAAAAACUAAAACUGAUACCUACAUUUUAUUUUAUGGCUUUGUUCGACGUUGAAUUGUUCCAUAUUGUAGUGUUGAUAUUGACCUAAAACAUAAAAGAAAAGAAUUAGUGUUUAUGAUUCAACAAAUUGAAUGAUUUCACAUAGAGAAUCAUUCAUAUUUAUACUCCAAAAAAGUUAUGGGGAGAGAAAAUCAUUCAAUUUUUUUUAAUGGAUGUAUGAUUAAAAGAUGAAUUUCAUUAAGCUUUAAUCGGGACACACAGAUACAUUGAGAUAAAAUUCAAUUACAACUAUCUUAAUGUAUGAGUGUGGAUAAAGCUUGAUUGAUAUACAUAUUAAUUAUGCUAUGUUAUCAUUGAUCAUCAAUGAUAACAUGAACGACGACUUAUGGACGUGAGAAGACAAAAAAGAAAAUUAUUCUCUUGACCUUUUUCUUUUUCUCUCACUUUUACAUUUUUAAUAUGUGUACAGAAUAGACGAACACGCCCGCACACUCACAUGUAAGGUAUGUUGUCAUUUGUUAUGUUGUUUUUCUUUUAGAGUCUGUUGAGUUACUUGUGAAAAUAUUUUGUUGUUGAUAGGCUCGAACAAUGUUAUUAUGGCAAAAAUUAGAUUUGCAGAAAAGAUCAUGAAAUGACCCAGUCUCAAAGAUUCGAUAUUUUUCAAAGAUUUUACUCGUCAUACACUUAAGAAAAAAAUCUAUGUAUACUUCUUCGACAAACAUUGUUUGAUUGUUCGAUACAAUAGCAAAGUCUGAAUACGAAUUCGCUUCUCAACAAUCAAACAAUAGUUUUCAAAAAGAAUACGUAAUUUUUUUUCUUAUUUAGCAGUCGAAUAAAAUCAUAAAAAAAAUUAUCGAGCUUAACGAGAUUGAAUGCCUGCGGCCUUUUCAGUUUUCAUAGACAAUUAUGGAAUUCUUCUCGCACUAAACUAUUGGGCACUGUUAUUGAAUUUUAAUUGCAACAGGGAUGAACUAGUUUAAUUUCCUUGCGUUACAUUAACUCAUUUAUACACAGCGUUACUUUCAUUUUCGAAUGAACUACUUUUUUAAUUCGAAUAUUGUUUUUCAUAUAACUUUUAUUUUUUUCUAAUAGAUUUUAGAAAAUUUUAUGCUAAAACAAUGGAAGCGAUUUAUAUAUUACAUGAAAAAGAUAUGGAUGCUCGUUUUUAUGUUUAUCUUAGGGUAAUUUCAUUUUAUUGAAUAGAUAAUGUAAAAAAUAAAAAAUUAUUUCGAAUGGAUUCAUAAACAUAAAGCUCAAUUACGUAGACAACAUUAGCUGCAUUUAAUGAUACGACCUAUUAAAUGUUUACUUAAAUAUACAUCAACAGCAUAUAUUGAUUAUCAAUUAUUAAUUGAUUUAUUGGAUUAAUAGUAUUGAUAAUUGUCUAGUAAGAAAGUGAUUCCGACAGUAUUAAGUACAUUUUGUUGUUAUUGUUAAAUUUUUGGUCAGAGUUCCUUGUUAUACAUCAUGAUUAUAUAGAAAAAUUUCAAGUUAUUGAACUUUCACAAGAAUUAGCAACAGCACGAACACAUUUAAUCGUUUCUUUUCUUCAAUUGUCUUGAAUAUAUGUUAAGAACACCUAGUAUGAAAACAUUUUACUUAUUCAAUUAAGGAAUAUUCAAAGUUUAUUUGAUAUUAAACUAUUAUCAUUAACAAUUGAUGAAACUGAAAAAUUCGGAAUACUUUGUUCGAUUGAAGGUCAAAUACGUCAACAUAUAUUUCGUGUUAUUAAUGAAAAUACAAAUACUAGUAGUCAUAGUUCAAAAUCUUAUUUUACUGAUUCAAUGUCUUCACUAUUAUCGAUUUCAACAUUAUCGAAUAAUACUCAUCAUCAUGGAAGUAAUAAAACUUAUUCUUCACUUAUUCAAACAUCACUUGAGAAUUUAGACAUUGGUUCAGAUUUACGUUCAAUUAAUUGUCUAAAUUUAUUAGACUUCGCAUUUGAACGUGGUCUUCAUAAAGCGAAGAAACAAUUAAGUCUAACUAUUCCAUUCAGUCCAUGA